Molecule: messenger RNA, 3121 nt
Organism: Epinephelus moara (kelp grouper)
Lineage: Eukaryota; Metazoa; Chordata; Actinopteri; Perciformes; Serranidae
Gene: rspo1
Product: R-spondin 1
Source: RefSeq, a predicted model, not a curated record
AGUCUGAGUGACUAACUUCAUCGGAACAUAAAUAUAUUUUUAUGCAUAUAGUCUUUCACUGGAGGAAUUAAUUUUUAAUUCUUUGCGCUUUUUUUCUUUUCUUGUGCGUCUUGUGAGUCUCCACAGCCUGCAAGGGAAGUUGCCUCGAAAUUGUGACAGAUGUGAAAGAAAUGAAAUCAUAUGUCUUUUUAAAUGAUGACAGAGAAAAGUUGCAUGGGGGUAUCCUGUAGGAGGAGUUCUUUGUGACCAAACAAGUAACGGAUUUUCCCUUAUAAAAAAGGAAAUUGAGUCCCGACCGCUCAAUGAACAGCAUUAUUCGGAGACCCCGCUGCGCAGCGGGUUCCCUGCUUCCCUGCCAGCCCACCCCAAGCUUCAUGGGUUGAACCACCAGAAGUUCGACAAUCUCCUCUUCAUUCUCUCCUCCUCGUCAUCCUCCGCACAACCCCUCAACCCCACCCUCCAUCCUACAACCCCGUGCCGUCUACUCUCUUUACCAGUACUACUACCAGCGUGAUGGCUUGUUGCGCCUCGGGCUUAUUUAGACUUGCAACCGCAGCAUCACCCUCGACUUCACAGACUUGCGGACGCAGUAGCCACUAGAGUGAGAGAUCCAGAGAGACAGAGGGGAGGAAAGGGAGAGACAGACAGAGACAGAGAGCAGUACCACAGGAGAGAGGAGGGAUCAUCUGUCCCAGCAGCAGAGGGAUCCACCUGUCCCACAGAGGAAGGGGCCCCCCCCACCUGAUCCAUCUGGUCGCAGGGGGGGACCCUGCGUAGCCGGGAAGGCAACAGGGACUAUGCAGCUGGGACUGGUGGCGCUGGCAAUGGUCUUCUUCAGCUCCAUGGGUCACAGCGAUGUUCUCAAGCUCUCCAAGGCGAGAAGGCAGAGACGGGUUAGCACUGAGGGGCCACCAUCUUGCCCCAAAGGCUGUGACCGAUGCUCCGAGUAUAACGGCUGCAUCAAAUGUAGACCCAAGCUCUUCAUCUUCCUGGAGCGCAAUGAUAUUCGUCAGAUAGGCGUGUGCCUCGCCUCCUGCCCCAUGGGAUACUUUGGCAUGAGGAACCCAGAAGGCAACAACAGAUGCACCCAAUGUAAAAUAGACAAUUGUGAAGCGUGUUUCAAUCGCAAUUUUUGCACAAAAUGUAAGGAGGGCUUGUAUUCACACAGUGGGCGAUGUUAUGUCAGCUGCCCUCCAGGCCAGCGCACCUCCAACGAGACCAUGGAGUGUGUCGGUCAGCGUCCUGCAGAGUGUGAACUGGGCGAGUGGAGCCAGUGGGGUUCCUGUAUGAAGAAGAACAAAACAUGUGGAUUUAAGAAAGGCUCCCAGUCCCGGGUUCGCGUGCCCCUACCGCAGGUCGACAUCCCCGACACUUCCCCGGCCUUGGUGCCCUCACAGACCUGUGCUCCACAGACAGAGAGGAGGAAGUGCAUUGUGACCAAGACGCCUUGUGUGAGAGAGAGGAAGAGCAAGGGAGACCGACAAGAUGAUACAAACAGGGAGAAUGCACACGGGCGAGGACGUGACAGCAAAGAUGGGAGCAGAGGCGGAGGGGGAGGAGGAGGAGGGGGGGGAGGAGNGGGAGGAGGGGGGAAGAGGCGAAGAGGCCAGAGCAGGACCACCACUGCUCCCAGCAUCACAACCAGCUCUGUCAGCUAAACUCCAUCGCUUGCUGGAUGGGUGCUGAGAGAAAAACAGAAACAGUGCCUCACCCAGCAGCACCAGCCACAGACAAAGAUCAAACUGAUGAAGGAAUGGAUUAAUGCUGCUAUGCAUUGUAGAAGAUGCAAAGAGAACUGGAGGAUCGCUGCAACACAAAAGGCUUAUCUGAGCUUUGUGAAUAGAUGAACAUAUCUGGAAGAUACUGGUGUUCAGAAAGACUUGUUGAUUUUCAUUCCACCAUGAGGGAUCACUGUUGGACUGCAAAGCCAGUGUUGAAGAUAGCGGUUCGUGUCAUGAACCUUUGUCUUUGUCACUUCUUGAACUAAGAACAGAUUCCCGUAUUUCAAAUGCAGCAUUUAAGCUGGAAGUCUGAUAAUGAAUGAAGGGUCUCUUCAGUCUCUCUCUGGUCUAGAUUUAUUUUGUUCCAGUUUGAUUUUAAUCACAAUCUGUUCUUUAUUUGAUUUCAUGUUCGUGAGAGGUGGCAGAUGGACUUUCUCAACAGCCGCUGUAUGUGAUGUAAAGAUGAUGAAAAGUAUUAAGUCUUUGUACCUUUAGUUCCUGUUGUGAGAUGAAACAAAAAAAGAAAGGCACUGGAAAUCAUUUGUGGUUGUUGAGGACAGAAAGUCCUCUAUACAGUAUAUUAUUUCGAGGAGGGAAUCCAUUACAAAACAAGCCUAAGAGAAGAUGUAGGAGGAUUACUGGGGGCUCAACUCACAUCCUUCUCCGGUGUCUUGACACAGACUUUUGCCAUUUGAUAGCUUAGUUGUUUGGUCUGAAAUAAAUGCCGGUGUUUGUGUCAGAAAAUAACUCUGCACAGAAAAGGAGGAAUAAAAACACAAGUAUUUGCAUGUGCGUGAGUGAAAGAGAGCGUGUGUGUGUGCGUGUGUGUGCUUGUCUCUACCUAGUCUGAGUGUUGGUGUACUUUGUAUGCAUUUCUGCACGGAAUCAAGUUGUUUGUCAAUGGAACUUAGUCGUUUGUACAUGUGUGUUUACGUUUGCACAUAUGUGUUAAUAUUGGUCUCAUAGAUUGAAGGAAUAGGUUCUCGAAAAACAAGAGGAAGGAAAUGUAAAUGCACAGUGAUAUAUCAAAUAUGCAGUAACUACAAGCCACUGAUUAUCAUUUAAGCCAUCAAAUCAUCAGCUGCUCAGUAAUCAUAUCUGUUUGCAACAGGGUCUGAAGAUUUUGCACAACUAUAAUGUUUCCUACUGCUCGUGUUUCAGAACAAUCAUAGCAUUUUAUACAUUUAUACUCCAAAAGCUUCAUGACAUUGCAGAUACGGAGAGGAGGUUUUUUUUUUUCCUAGAACGUUUUUCAUGGGUCUGUUUGCUUUACACACGAUAUUAACUUCAGGAGAAGUUACACACUACAUUAUUCAUUCAUACUAUGGAUUGUGAUGCUGAAUAUGUCAUACUGUGUUUAUCAUCAAACAUACAAAGUAUUAGAAUCAUCAUGUAUAGCU